Messenger RNA from Carassius carassius (crucian carp), 2735 nucleotides. RefSeq names its product transcription factor 7 like 1a (gene tcf7l1a). The record is from RefSeq and is a predicted model, not a curated record. Gene Ontology annotation, biological process: regulation of transcription by RNA polymerase II; canonical Wnt signaling pathway; generation of neurons. Lineage: Eukaryota; Metazoa; Chordata; Actinopteri; Cypriniformes; Cyprinidae. Gene Ontology annotation, molecular function: RNA polymerase II cis-regulatory region sequence-specific DNA binding; DNA-binding transcription factor activity, RNA polymerase II-specific. The transcript is spliced from 12 exons. Bases 544 to 2256 code for a protein of 570 amino acids. Gene Ontology annotation, cellular component: beta-catenin-TCF complex.
UGCCCCAGACAGUCCACUUCCAUCACCCAGGGAUACAAAUGUUUCUUUAUCCAUAUUCGAAUCUGUCACCGGGGCCGAAUUAUAAAUAGGCUAUUAAACCUACAGUCGGGACGUCCGUGCGUCUUCAAUCAAACCAUGGGACUGACACGCUGACACGGAGAGGUUCGAGCGUUUGGAAGAGAAACUCUGAAGGAACUGCACUGACUGAAACUUUGUCUCCUCACCUUUGUUUCGCGAAACUUUCUUCGUACAUAACUUUCCGCUCUCUGCAGGACUAUCGGAAGAUUCCAUGCUCACGAAUGGAUAUCAAAUGAUGCCGGUGGACUGUUUGUGGGGUUUAUUUCAGUGUGGUUUUGUAGGAAGAAACCCCCAAUCCACAACCCACAGGCUUCUGAUCUGAUCAUGGGAAAACUGGGAACGUCUUGUUUUUUCUAGCCUCGGCACAGUCGCGCUUGUAAAAUUUGGGGUUAGUUCGGAUUACAGCUCUCGCGGAGAGAAUAAAGUUUCGUUUUAAUCAGACUUUUGGCCGUUUAAAGUGCCAACAUGCCUCAGUUAAACGGAGGAGGAGGCGAUGACCUGGGAGCAAAUGAUGAACUUAUUUCCUUUAAAGAUGAAGGUGAGCAAGAGGAGAAAAUAUCAGAGAAUGUGUCGUCGGAGAGAGAUCUGGACGAAGUGAAAUCUUCCUUAGUGAACGAGUCCGAGAACAACAGCAGCUCGUCAGACUCCGAACAAACAGACAGACGACCCCGACUCACCAGACCAGAACUAGAAAGUUACGAGAAACAGAGAGAAUACUUUGCGGAAGCUUUGCGACGACAACAAGAUGGAGGAUUUUUCAAGGGACCCCCUUAUGCUGGUUAUCCGUUUCUUAUGAUCCCAGAUAUUACGAAUCCAUACCUCUCCAACGGAUCGCUAUCUCCCAGCACAAGAACGUAUCUACAAAUGAAAUGGCCACUUCUUGAUGUUCCCGGGACGGCAGCCCUUAAAGACUCCAGAUCAUCAACGCCAGGGCACUUAUCCAAUAAGGUUCCAGUGGUACAACACCCCCAUCAUGUUCAUCCCCUUACGCCGCUGAUCACCUACAGCAAUGAACACUUCUCCCCUGGAACACCUCCCUCCCACCUCUCGCCGGAAAUUCUUGACCCAAAGACAGGCAUACCAAGGACCCCUCACCCUUCAGAGCUGUCUCCAUAUUACCCUCUCUCUCCUGGGGCAGUUGGACAGAUCCCUCACCCUCUAGGAUGGUUGGUUCCUCAGCAAGGCCAACAUAUGUACUCCAUCCCUCCUGGGGGCUUCAGACACCCCUACCCUGCACUCGCCAUGAACGCCUCCAUGUCUAGUCUGGUAUCCAGUCGUUUCUCUCCUCACAUGGUGCCUCAUCCUCCUCAUGGCCUGCACCAGACGGGCAUCCCUCACCCCGCCAUUGUGUCACCUGCCAUCAAACAGGAGCCCAGUGCCAACAACGGCAGCAACUCAACACACGGAAAGCCCUCUGUGCCUGUGAAAAAAGAGGAAGAGAAGAAGCCUCACGUCAAGAAGCCCCUAAAUGCCUUUAUGCUCUACAUGAAGGAAAUGAGGGCCAAAGUAGUGGCCGAAUGCACCCUGAAAGAGAGCGCAGCCAUCAACCAGAUCCUGGGCAGGAGGUGGCACUCUCUUUCACGUGAGGAACAGGCCAAAUACUACGAACUCGCCAGGAAAGAACGGCAGCUGCACUCUCAGCUUUAUCCGGGCUGGUCUGCGCGAGACAACUACGGAAAGAGGAAGAAACGGAAAAGAGAGAAUAAACCUGAUUCCCCACAAGAGAGUAACUUCUCACCCCAGUUCAAGAAGCAGUGCGUCCCGUACCUGCCGUCUGAGAAAAUGUGUGACAGCCCUACCUCCUCUCACGGCAGCAUGCUGGACUCGCCCGCCACACCGUCGGCCGCCCUGGCUUCACCGGCGGCCCCUGCGGCCACUCACUCGGAGCAGGCUCAACCCCUGUCCCUCACCACCAAACCGGAGGGCAGAGCCCACCACCCCCACUUCCCCCUGCCAGGGAAAGCCUCGGGCUCCAGCUCCAGCUCCACUUCCUCGUCCUCGUCCACUUCCAGCACCUCCCAUCCGAGCAUCUCCCUCCUGACCCGCCCCAUCCCGUUCACCACCCUGCCUCCCUCCCUGCUCUCCCCAUCUUCACCUUUCCACCAGGCAGCCCUACAUUCCCAUCGUGCCUUGCUGCAGACACAACCUCUAUCUCUGGUCACUAAAUCAGUGGAGUGAAUGAAAAAAAAAACGACAAACUUUUUACACUUGUACAUUGCUUUUGUUUUUUACAUUUUUAUAGAUAUUAGACCAAGUUUUUAAGGUAGAAUGAAAAGGAAUAAUUAUUGGUCAAUAUUUGACCACCUCUCUACUUUUCUCUUUGAAACAAUUUUUUUUUUUUUUGUAAAUGGCCUUUUUCCGACGUGAUUCUCCAGUGUUGCUACUUGUAUAAAAGACAAAUGUAUAAAGGUUUCUCUUCUUUUUUUUUUUUUCUUUUUUUUUUUUUAAGCCGUUUUUGACAAAAUACAAUUUGUAGUUUUAGUUCAUUUCAAUCUAAUGGUAGUUAGGAGUUUGAUUUUUUCAUUACUGCAUUCUCUCCCUUUUUUACUUUUAUUUUUCUUCUUUAUUUUGGUACCACCUCACCCUGUUCCUAACCCUGUGUGUGUGUGUGACUCUCCUGAGACUCCAUAGCUAAUAAACCUCAAGUUAUGUCUAAA